AUGAAAGAACAAGUUGCUGAAACAGCUCCACGAAGAAUGCAACUAGCGAUCACACAUCGUGAUCUUUUCAAUGAAAAUCGUGCACCAAUGGAAAAUGGAGUCUUAGAUACGCGUUUAGGUACUUCAGAUCACGAUAUUUUAUGCGAAACUUGUGGAGAAAAAAUGGCUCAAUGUGUUGGCCAUUUCGGUUAUAUUAAAUUGAUAUUACCAGUUUUUCAUAUUGGAUAUUUUAAAGCUGUCAUUAAUAUAUUACAAAAUAUUUGCAAAACUUGUAGUCGCGUCUUACUAGAAGAAGUAGAUCGACGAAUGUAUUUAAAACGUCUAAGAAGUUCUAAAGAGUCGGCUGCACGUACAAAACUUGAAAAGGCUAUAAAUGCAGCAUGUAAAAAGGUGGUGGAUUGCCCAUACUGUAAAGGAAUUAAUGGAUCUGUAAAAAAAGUAGGAGCACUUAAAAUCGUACAUGAAAAAUACAAACCAAAAAAAGCUCAAGAUGAACAAGAAAGGUUUAAAAAUACCUUUGUCAAUGCUGUUGAAACCACCCCUGAAUUGAAAGCACAUUUACAUAAAGCACAAGAAGAUUUAAAUGCUAUGAAAGUACUUGAUUUAUUUAAGAAAAUAUCCGACGAGGAUUGCGAAUUACUUGGAUUAGAUCCACAAAAUGCGAGACCAGAACUUCUAAUAUGGCAACGUGUUCCUGUACCUCCCGUAGCAAUUCGUCCAUCAAUUGCUCAGGAUAAUGCAAGUACAGAAGAUGAUUUGACAGUGAAAUUAUCUGAAAUUGUUCAAACGAAUACCAAUAUAACUGCAGCAUUGAAUAAAGGUGUUACUAUAUCACAAUUAAUGGAACAAUGGGACUACUUACAAUUAACAGUCGCUAUGUACAUUAAUAGUGAACUUCCUGGAUUGAGUAAUAUGGCGGGAGUUAAACCUAGUAGAGGUUUAUGUCAAAGGUUAAAAGGGAAACAGGGUAGAUUUCGUGGGAAUUUGUCUGGAAAACGUGUUGAUUUUUCCGGUCGUACUGUUAUUUCACCAGAUCCAAAUUUACGUAUCGAUGAGGUUGCUGUCCCGGAAUUGGUCUCAAAGAUAUUAACAUAUCCAGAAAGAGUAUUUGCACAUAACAUUGGUAAAUUACGUAAAUGUAUAAUGAAUGGUGCAGAUAUUCAUCCUGGUGCCAAUUUUGUUAUGAACAAAUCUGGAGGGAAAAGAGAUGCAUGCGCUGCUGAAUUGCAAAUUGGUGAUGUAGUUGAACGUCAUUUAAGUGAUGGGGAUGUUGUAUUAUUUAAUAGGCAACCUUCUCUUCAUAAACUAAGUAUAAUGGCGCAUUAUGUUCGUGUUAAGCCAGGGCGUACUUUUCGUUUCAACGAAUGCGUAUGUACUCCUUACAAUGCAGAUUUUGAUGGGGAUGAAAUGAAUCUUCAUGUUCCUCAGACUGAGGAAGCACGUGUUGAAGCAAUAGAAUUAAUGGGAGUAAAGAAUAAUUUGGUGACACCUAGAAAUGGUGACCCAAUCAUUGCUGCCAUUCAAGACUUCAUCACUGCUUCUUAUUUGAUCACUAAAAAGGACGUUUUCUUGAAUCGAGCACAAUUCACACAAAUUUGUUCUUACAUGGCGGAUGCUGCUAUACAUUUUGAUAUUCCUCCUCCUGCUAUUAUUAAACCUUUGAAAUUAUGGACGGGUAAACAAAUAUUUAACGUAUUGAUGCGUCCCAAUAAAAGUUCUUCUGUUUUGGUGAAUCUUGAAAGUAAGGGACGUUCAUUUGAAAAAAAGGAAGGACGGAUCCCAGACAUGUGCCCCAAUGACAGUUAUAUCGUUAUACGAAACAGCGAAAUUAUGUGUGGUGCAAUUGAUAAAUCAUUAGUGGGAGAUGGAAAUAAACAUUCUUUAUUUUAUACCAUUCUUCGUGAUUAUGGCCCUUUAGAAGCAGCUAACGCGAUGAAUCGAUUAUCGAAAUUAUGUUCUCGAUGGUUAGCAAAUUGUGGUUUUUCAAUUGGUAUAGAUGAUGUUCAACCAGGAGAAAUAUUAAGAGAGAAAAAAGAUAAUCUCAUUGCAGAAGCUAACAAAGCAUGCGAUGAGCUUAUUGAAUGUUCAAAAACAGGUUUAUUAGAUAAUCAACCUGGUUGUAACGAGGAACAAACAUUAGAAGCACACAUAUCCGGUAUCUUGUCAAAAGUUCGUGAUGAUGCAGGUCAAAUUUGCAUGACUGAAUUAAAUAAACAUAAUGCACCUUUAAUCAUGGCAACAUGUGGUUCAAAAGGUUCGAAAAUUAAUGUAUCUCAAAUGGUUGCAUGUGUUGGUCAACAAAUUAUUAGUGGAAGUCGUAUCCCUGAUGGAUUUCAGGAUCGUUCUUUACCACAUUUUCCAAAACAUUCAAAGACUCCGGCCGCUAGAGGAUUUGUUAGAAAUAGUUUUUAUAGUGGAUUAUCUCCAACAGAAUUUCUUUUUCACGCAAUUUCUGGUCGGGAAGGUCUUGUAGACACUGCAGUCAAAACUGCUGAAACAGGUUAUAUGCAAAGAAAGCUAAUGAAGGCUUUAGAAGAUCUCGCAAUUCAUUACGAUAUGUCGGUACGUAAUUCAUCGGGUGGACUAGUACAAUUUUAUUACGGUGAUGAUGGAUUGGAUCCAACGUAUCUCGAAGAUGAGGUUCUUCCGGUUGAUUUGAAACGUAAUUUACAGCACACUAUUAAUAUCGUUCCUUGUGGUAAAGAUCGGGCACUUUUACCUUACGAAAUUAAAGAAGUUGCCGAACAGGUAUUAAAAAGUGAUAAAUACUGUAAAUCAUGUACGCCUUCAUAUAUAAGUUCCCUGCAAAAGUUUAUUCAAAAAGAGCUAGUCGAAAAACUUGUUUCGAUACGUGAAGCUUAUAACUUAAUGCGAGCUGAUGAAAGACUUAUAGAUGAGUACGGAGAUGUUGAUGUUGAUCACGAUGCUUUAGAUUUGGCUCCUUUGAAGGCAGUCGUUAAUCACAAGUUAAAGAUAACUGAAAAACAAUUAUUGCAUUUUUUGGAUAUUUGUUUGAAUAAAUUUCUAAGAGCUAAGAUUGAGCCAGGUGCACAAUCUAUUGGUGAACCUGGUACUCAAAUGACACUUAAAACUUUCCAUUUUGCUGGUGUCGCAUCUAUGAAUAUCACACUUGGAGUUCCGCGUAUAAAAGAAAUCAUUAAUGCUUCUAAGACGAUCAGUACCCCUAUUAUCACUUGCAGAUUAGUCAAUGAUACAGAUGUUAAAUCUGCCAGAAUUGUCAAAGGACGACUAGAGACGACUUAUUUAGGAGAAAUUGCAAAAUACAUUGAUGAAAUGUAUGAACGCGAAUCAAGUUUUCUUGCUAUUAAAAUAGAUUUGGAUGCCGUACAAAAACUUCAGUUGGAAACUAACAUUAAAGAAAUUGCACGUGCGAUUGUCAAUGAUCGCAAGUUAAAAUUAGAGAUAUCAGGAAUUCGUAUUUCCUUACCUGAUGAAAUUAAUGUAUAUGUACCAGACAAAGAAAUAUCGAAAAAUCCUUUUGAUUCAUAUUAUAGAUUACAGAAUUUAAAACGUUCUUUACCCAAAGUUAUAAUAAAGGGCAUUCAAUCAGUGACAAGAGCUGUUAUCAGUGAAGGGAAAGCAGGAAAAAAACAAUUACUUGUUGAAGGAUAUGGUCUUAGAGAAGUAAUGACAACAGAAGGUAUUGUUGGAACGGAAACCACUAGCAAUAAUGUUAAUGAAGUUCACAAAGUAUUAGGAAUAGAAGCUGCUAGGAAUACAAUUAUUCAAGAGAUUCAAUAUACUAUGGGUCGCCAUGUUCUGGGAAUACAUCGAUUUGGUAUUUCUCAUAUGAAAAGUAGUGUUCUUAUGUUGGCAUCUUUCGAAAAGACGACAGAUCAUCUCUUUGAUGCCGCAAUACGCAGUAAACGUGAUUGUCUCGAGGGAGUAAGUGAGUCAAUAAUCAUGGGAAUGCCUAUGCAACUCGGAACGGGAUUGUUUAAAUUAAUAAGAAAAUCUCAUUUAGGAGAUGAAAAACCUGUAAGAAGGAAGUUAUUGUUUGAUUCUCGUGAAAAUCAUGCAAAAUUUGUAUACGGUGAUGUACAAAAUGAUAACGAAAUGGAAAUAUAA
This is a messenger RNA of Diversispora eburnea, 4089 nucleotides long. The record is from the annotation of a GenBank genome assembly. NCBI's taxonomy places the organism in Eukaryota, Fungi, Glomeromycota, Glomeromycetes, Diversisporales, Diversisporaceae.